CUGAGGCUGUUCCAGCGAUUGUAGCGCUCCGCCCCCCGUCCUGCCGCUGCCACUGCUUCUGCUCCUCCCCCCGCUGCGGCUGCGGCUGCGGCGGCUGCUGGGCAUCCAAAAGGCCGCCAUGGACGUGCUCAACCAGCUGGUGGCUGGGGGUCAGUUCCGAGUGGUCAAGGAGCCCCUGGGCUUUCUGAAGUUACUUGAAUGGGUUUUCGCCAUCUUUGCCUUCGCUACUUGUGGCAGCUACACAGGGGAACUGAAGCUCAGUGUGGAAUGUGCCAACCGCAGCGAAAGCCAGCUCAGCAUCGAUGUGGAGUUCGCCUACCCUUUCAGGCUGCACCAAGUGUACUUCGAUGCCCCCACCUGUCAGAACGCGGGCUCCAAGAAGGUGUUCCUGGUGGGCGAUUACUCCUCGUCGGCCGAGUUCUUCGUCACCGUGGCCGUGUUCGCCUUCCUCUACUCCACGGGCGCCCUGGCCACCUACAUCUUCCUGCAGGACAAGUACAGAGAAAACAACAAGGGCCCCAUGAUCGACUUCCUGGUCACAGCGGCCUUCGCUUUCCUGUGGCUGGUGAGCUCUUCCGCCUGGGCCAAGGGCCUGUCUGACGUGAAGAUGGCCACCGACCCCGAGAACAUCAUCAAGGGGAUGAGCGGCAUCUGUUCCCAGCCCGGCGUGUCCUGCAAGGAACUGAGGGACCCCGUGACCUCCGGCCUCAACACCUCAGUGGUGUUCGGCUUCCUCAAUCUGGUCCUGUGGCUGGGCAACGUGUGGUUCGUGUUCAAGGAGACCGGCUGGUCCGCCCCGUUCCUGCGCCCCCAGCCCCCCGCCCCCGAGAAGCAGCCGGCUCCCCCAGGAGACAGCUAUGGGGAGUCGGGCUACGGCCAGGGCCCCGGCAGCUACGGGCCCCAGGGCGGCUACCAGCCCGACUACGGGCAGCCUGCGGGUGGCAUGGGAGGCUACGGGGGCCAGCCCGCAGACUACGGCCCCCAGGGAGCCCCCACCUCCUUCUCGAAUCAGAUGUAGGCUCGGUUGGAAGCAGGGUGGGGAGUGAAGCAGCCCCCUCUGCCACCUCCUGCAGGAAGCCCUCCGGUGUGUGGCGAGUGCACGUGUGCCUGUGUGUGUGCAUAGUGGGGAAUAUCAGAGCCUGCCUAGAAACCCCAAGUUCAAUCCUACUCCCCUCCCCCACCCUGGGGGACGUUCUGGUUGUCUUUGAUGUUUAUAUAAUAUAUAUAUAUAUUCCAUAGAAAGAUAUAUUAUUUAUGUGUCUGGAGAUCCCUCGCCCAUUCUCCUGCCCCAAGAUGCCCCUUUGUAGUCUGGGGAAUGGGAGCCAGACCAACCGGAUGAUCCUCCCCAAGCCGGACCCCUCCCCACUCCUGGUGAUGCUCCGUCCCCUACCCCCUCCAUCCCUCUCCUUUCCUGGGGGUGCAGGUCGAGGGGGCUGGGACGGAGCAGGGACCCCCCAUCUCCCUGGGGAGGACUCGACAAGGAGCUGGACUCAGAACAAAGCCCCAGUUGGGAGCAUGUAGCGGACUCUUAGUGAACCUCCACCUGGUAGCUUUGAGAAAGGAGAGGCCGGGAGGCUCAGCCAGGCCGGGGAAGCUCCCGGAAGGGCAGGAGGCGAGGGUCCGGAGCGGCCGGUGGCCCCGGGCCCCGAGGGAGGGCGUCCGCGGCCCCGCUGGGAUUGAGGAGGCCCUAUCCGCGGGGCAAGCCCGUCCGCCCCAGCCCUACCUGCCGGCCUCGCCCUCCUCUCCCUGGCCCUCUCCCCCCUUUCUCUGCUGCUCUCCCGCAUCCGUGACCCCUGGUGGUGCCCGUGCCGUGUGUCUAUGUUGUCCAGCUUUGUGGCCCUGCCCCUUUUCUCCUUGCUGCCCUCGCCUUUCGGGGAAACACCCGCUCCGUGGAUUCUCUCUUUCCGUCCCCUUGAAAUAAAACGUACCAAGCCCA
Molecule: messenger RNA, 1936 nt
Organism: Antechinus flavipes (yellow-footed antechinus)
Lineage: Eukaryota; Metazoa; Chordata; Mammalia; Dasyuromorphia; Dasyuridae
Gene: SYP
Product: synaptophysin
Exons: 7
Coding region: 119-1018 (299 amino acids)
Cellular component (GO): presynaptic active zone; synaptic vesicle membrane; synaptic vesicle
Source: RefSeq, a predicted model, not a curated record